Messenger RNA from Penicillium vulpinum, 987 nucleotides. RefSeq names its product NAD(P)-dependent oxidoreductase. The record is from RefSeq and is a predicted model, not a curated record. NCBI's taxonomy places the organism in Eukaryota, Fungi, Ascomycota, Eurotiomycetes, Eurotiales, Aspergillaceae. Gene Ontology annotation, molecular function: oxidoreductase activity; NADP binding. The coding region runs from base 1 to 987 and encodes 328 amino acids. The transcript is spliced from 2 exons.
AUGAGACCCGUUACAGUUGGAAUUGUGUCGAUCGGAGACAUGGGCCUAGGUAUGGCGAGACUGCUAAAAGCACACGACUAUCGCGUUGUCACGGUCGCACAGGGCAGAAGCGAACACACUCUAGAGCGAAUUCAUUCGGCAGGAAUCGAAAUCCUUCCCUCGGAUCAAGCACUAGUAAUCCAAGCCGACUACGUACUUUCGAUCGUACCCCCACGGAACGCAGUGGCGACAGCGCAACGAAUAGCAGAUGCAUAUGCAGAGCCAACGACCGGCAAUCUCCGCGAGGCGACAGAGGACGUAGAAGGCCAGUCACAGCGACGCAGAUUAUAUUACCUCGAGCUCAACGCGGUACCCGCCCGACUGGCGUCGGAGAUGGCGGCGCUGUUCGAGCCAACCACAGCGAAUGCAGGGCUCGGGUGCCACUUCCUCGAUGGCGGAAUCAUUGGCGGGCCUCCGUCGCAAAGCACGCAAGACGGGACCUGGAAGAAACCUAGCGUGGUGUUGUCGGGAUUGGUGGAUCUGGCCCCUGCGUUUGCGACGCUGGCGAAAGUCCUGAAUAUCAAGCUUGUCUCGCCUCGGAUUGGCGCUGCAUCCACGCUGAAAUUAUCCUUCGCUGCUUUGACAAAAGGUCUCACUGCACUGUCUAUUCUGUCUUUCUCCACUGCGCAGAAGGAGUCGAUUUUGCCGGAGUUGUUGGCAUUGUUGGAGGAAUACUCCCCGCGCACUGCGGCGCUUGCGACAAAUGGGGUGAUUGGUAUGAGUCCUAAGGCAUACCGGUGGGAAGAUGAAAUGCGUGGGAUCGGGGAGGCGUUCGAUGCCGAGGGAGGAUGGAAUGGCGUUGGGGCCGGUGUUUAUGGAGGGUUUGCUGAGAUCUAUCGGACUAUUGCGGAGGAUACUGUAUUAGGCGAGGAAAGAGUGGAGCAUCGAGUUCGAGGGAUGACGGUUGAAGAUGCCGCUCAGAUCAUUGCUGAAAGGCGUAAAAAAUAA